CUCGCUUCAUUCCUCGACUCGAAUUCUGUCAUUUAACCAGAGUAGAUCACAUAGGACAGUGAAAGCAAUCGAAUCGACUACUCAAUAAGACAUAUUUACAAAGAAUAACCAAGCAGAACUGGGGCUACAUACACUGAGAGUACAACUCAACAUCUCAGACAUUGAUUCCUCUAUUCGUUUCAAUGGACGCGGCUUGGCAUACUGCUCAGGCGCAGUCUCCAAGGCCUAAAGGAGAUUUUGUGUGGUCUGCAAAGCGGGUCUUCCGUGUGGCUCGUAUUGCAUCAUUAGUUGCAGUUUUUUUGGCAUGUGUAAUCUCUCCAAGCGUCAAUGUCCAUGCUGCGCCUACAGACCCCAUCGUCACUGAAAAUAAGUUUGAUAACGCACCACGGAAGGUCAACUAUUUUCAAAACUCACCAAUCAUUCUCUAUCAGGACGCCGCCCGUAACGUCUUUCGAUCACCGGAUGAAGGAAAGACCUGGAAUAGAAUUCAGGAUGUGCCUGAGGGAGUUGCUUCUUCCUUGAUUAUGCACCCAUUUGAUCCUAAAACGGCUUACAUUAUCACGCAGGGAAAGACCCAGUACAAAACUACAGAUCAGGGUCAGUCCUGGAAAACAUUUCAAACAGAGUAUAUCCCUAUUGAAGACCAUUUCGUACUGUCCUUUCAUGCCAAGCGGCCAAAUUGGGUCCUGAUUCUUCUAAAGCCUUGUGAUGAUCGUGGCCAUUGCCAUCAGGAGUCAUUUUACACCAAGGAUGGGUUCGACACAGCCCCCAAGAAGCUCUUGGCAUUUACGCACAAGUGUGAAUGGGCAGUUUCAAGCCCUAACUUUGAUGAGGCACCAACGGAACUUAUCCACUGUUUGGAUUACAAAGCUCUCCGAGCGGAUGGAUCCAUUGGGUUUGAGGAUGCAAAGCUAGUCAAGAGUCAGGAUUACUUCGAGACUAAAGAAACUAUCGUUUUUAGCACGAGUGACCGCGCUGCGGUUGUCAACUUUGUUACAAAAGAGUCAUUUAUGCUGGUGGCUGAAAAACAUCUCACUACAGGCGAUAUGUCACUCUGGGUAUCAAAUGAUGCAAAGACAUGGGCUAAAGCCAACUUCCCGGCGCCUUCUAAUCUCCGUCAGGACUCAUAUACAAUACUAGAGUCGACUCCGUACAGUUUGAUUGUAGAUGUUAAGACCUCGCCAGGGGAUUCAUAUGGAAAUCUAAUGUUGAGCAACUCAAACGGUACGUAUUUUGUUCGUUCGAAGCAAUAUACAAACCGCAGAUACGACGAUACGGUCGACUUUGAGAAAAUCCAAAAUAUCGAUGGCGUUUACAUCAUCAAUAUCGUCGACAACUAUGCAUCAUCUCCAAGGGAUGAUGAAGAGAAGCGCCUUCGCACACAGAUCUCAUUUGAGGCGGGUGCGAGCUGGCAGUACAUUUUACCACCAGACACUAGGGCCGAUGGAAGAAGAAACGCUUGCACUCCUAACACGGAUGGCUCAUGUAGCCUACACCUUCACUCAGUUACAUCCGCUAGAGUAGCUCCUCCUGUUUACAGUUCUAAAGCUGCUCCAGGUGUGGUCAUGGGUGUUGGAAAUGUCGGAUCUUACCUACUUCCAUGGGAAGAGUGUGAUACCUACUUGUCGGAAGAUGGUGGUCUUACUUGGAAAGCUGUACUUGAACAUCCUCACAAAUACGAAUUUGGUGAUCAAGGGGGCUUGAUCGUUGCUGUGAGAGAUGACAACGUUCCAGUGAACUUUUUUCAGUACAGCGCAGACCGUGGCAAGACAUGGCACAAGUAUGAGCUUGAUGAUGAGAAUAUCCGCCCAGGGGCACUGGUUUCUGACCCAGAAUCGACAUCCCAAAAGUUCCUGCUCUUCGUUCGCCUUGGACUCAGGUUUAAUGCCUAUCAGCUCGAUCUCACGAACGUAUAUGGUCGCAAGUGUGAGCUUAAUGAAGACAAUAUGGACAGAUCUGAUUUUGAAAAAUGGUAUGCGCGUAAUCUCAGGAACAAUCCCGAUUGCCUUAUGGGCGUCAAAACGUGGUACUGGCGCAGGAAGGCCGAUGCGGAGUGCAUGGUUAAAGAGGACUUCACGAACCCCAAAAAGACGGACGAAAUUUGCCCCUGCACAGACGAGGACUUUGAAUGUGACUAUAAUUAUGUAUUGCAGGAUGGCAAGUGUGUGUUGAAAGGCAAAGAGGCUAUGCCAGAUGGCUCAUGUAAGAAGGAGGGCGAUACCUACCUUGGAUCAUCUGGUUAUCGCAAGAUCCCAGGCAACAGCUGCGAUUCUGAAAAGGGACUCAAGAAGGACGAACCUCAGAUGAAGACCUGCACCGCUGAGACCAUUCCAACAGAUAUUACGCACUCUAUCACUAAAUUUGACACAUCAUUGCUGGGCGGAUUUCAAUACUUCUUGAAAUCUUCUGUGAUCAUGGUUAUGACAGGAUCUCAACAGGUUUGGCGUAGUACCGACGAUGGCUCUACUUGGAAGCGUGUCUUGCCUGACGCUGGACGCUUUGUUCACAUUGCUAUCCAUGACGAGGACGAAAAGCGAGCGUAUCUCUUCACAAACGAACAUGUUUAUGUGACCCGCAAUCGAGGAGAGACUUUUGACAAACAUGAGCUGCCAGCGCCACCAAACAAGUUUAUGUUCCCGUUAAUUGAUUUUCAUCCAGACAGUGACAAAUAUGAUUGGAUGCUUUACCUUGGACAGAAGAAGGACGAAUGCUUUACUCGCCUUUAUCGCACUCAGAACGGUGGGGGUCAUUGGGCUGAGGUUGAUACAUGGGUUGAUAAAGCAGUAUAUGCGGCUCAUCGGAAAUUGGAUAUGCCUGAUCAUGGAAUCUUUAUGAUGGCCUGGAAAAAACCUAUGCCCGCAAACAUCUGUCAGGAUGAGGUCACGUCGACAGAGACACAUCCCCUCCAGAUGGUGUAUAAACGCGACACGGAUGUUCUGCAUCUUGUUCUUUUUGAUAAUGUCGUCCAAUUCUAUGUGGUCGAGCGUUUCCUGGCAGUUGCAGUGGAUGUCGGAAACGACUUUAUUCUGCAUGUGUCUCUUAAUGGUCAAGACUUUGCCCAGGCUGUUUUCCCACCAAAUAUUAGGGUAGACAAGAAUGGGUUCACUGUCUUGCAAUCCACCACAGGCAGUCUUGUUGUGGAUGUAGCAAAGUCGACUGUUGCCGGUAGAGAGCAUGGACGCUUGUUUAAAUCCAACAGCAAUGGAACCUAUUUCUCAUUGCAACUUGAUAAUACUAAUCGCAAUGAAGAACAACUUGUGGAUUGGGAGAAACUUGGUGGAAUUGAGGGUAUUAUUCUUGCUAACCAGGUGACCAAUACAGCUUCGUUAGCUAAAGAUGGGGAAAAACAUGUUCGUUCAUUGAUCUCAUUCAAUGAUGGCAGUACCUGGAACCCCAUCCAUGCACCCGUAGGCAGCAACUGCGAUAGCGAUGAAUGCUCAUUGCAUCUUCACAGUGUUACUGACUACGAUGGCCCUGGUGCUGUCUUUAGCGCCUCUUCAUCUGUCGGUCUGGUCAUGGGUAUUGGCAACGUUGGCUCACAUCUGGGACCUAUAGAGACAGCUCAGACCUACCUUAGUCGCAAUGCAGGCAGAACUUGGCAAAAAGUGAGUGACACACGUACUCUGUAUGAGUUUGGCGAUGAAGGCGGUGUUCUCGUUCUGGUCAAUCCUGCAGAGCCAACUCAGGAAGUGUCGUUCUCAUACGACUUUGGCACCACGUGGCAGAGGACCAUGUUUGCCGAUGAGCCUGUUUUGAUCCAGGCUGUGACCACGGAGCCGACUUCAACCACAUCCAAAAUUACCAUCAAAGGACUGUUCGCUGCUGGAAGUCAACAAGCUAUCGUGUCAACAUUGGACUUUAGCAACAGACGUCAAUGCGUUAUGGACAAGCGCAACCCAGAUAAGAGUGACUUUGAGAGGUGGUCGCCAUUUGAGGGUGAGGACGACCGCUGUAUCCUUGGCAAAGAACUUAUUUAUUGGCGUCGUAAGGCCGAUAAGAUCUGCCGUGUAAACGAUGACGAUGGAGUUCCAGACAUGGAGCAAACAAAUUGCAAAUGCACGGAACGCGAUUUUGAGUGUGAUAUCGGCUUCUUCAGAGAUGAUGCCGGGAAGUGUCAACGUUUUGGUCAUGAUCCUGAAAAGCCAAAGGUCUGUGAUGGCACCUAUAUGGGUAGGUCUGGGUUUAAGAAGAUCGAAGCUAGCGCUUGUGUGGAUGGUGUGGAUCUCGAGUCACAAAAAGUGGAGAGACAAUGUGGCCCCAAGCGAGCAGUUGAGAGUAAAAUGUCAAGGUUCAACAACCGAUACGAGUACAAUCAGGAUUCAGUCUUUUACUUCCCCAAGUCUGAUGUGGCCAUUCUCAAAUUGGAGACCCAUGUCUACAUUAGUCAGAACGAUGGAAAAGAUUGGGACGAGGUCGAAGUCGAUGGAAUUGUCACUGGGGUCCACCGUAACCCCUAUGAUGAUAUUCGGGCGAUCAUUGGGACCUCUGGCCGUAAGCACAAGUAUACUCAAGACAGAGGCCUCAACUGGGAUACGAUUGAAUUGCCACUACCCUCCGCAGCUAUAUCAUUCAUGCCCAAUCCAUGGUCGUUCCACCCAACCGAACCUGGAUGGAUGAUUUACUUGGGCGAAAUUGGUUGUAGUUACGAACGAGAAGAUCAUUGUCAUAUCGAAGCCUUCUAUACCAAGGACUUUGGCAAGAACUGGCGUCCGCUCGCAACCUGGGUCAGAUCAUGUGCUUGGGCACGAGACUCGAGCUUUAAGCAGGUCAACAAUGAGGGAAUCUACUGUGAACAAUACGAUGACAGAUCCGGAUCCCAAAAGACUCUAAUGAAUGCGAACACUCCUGUCAAGUUUGUUUACACGGACAACUACAUGAGGACGUCGCAAGUGCUCUUUAAUGCCAUUGUGGGAUAUGCAAUUUAUUCGGAUUAUCUCAUUGCAGCCGAGUACGUGCCGAGUCAACGCGCGCUGAGGGUUGCCAUAUCAACGGACGGUAUUAAAUUUACACAAGCCCACUACCCUUCCAACUUUGAUGUUGUUAAUCCUGCAUACACGGUCCUGGACUCAACUACACGGUCAGUAUUUAUGGCAAUUAACGUAAUCAACCGUCAAGGAUCUAAGGUUGGGAACCUAUUCACGUCCAAUUCCAAUGGCACCUAUUUUUCGUUAUCCAAGAAGUAUGUCAGUGAGUCUGACAUGGGCAACGUGGACUUUGAGAAGAUGCAGGGUGUGGAUGGUGUUGCACUCCUGAACGAAGUUAUUAACCCGAACGAAGCUAAUCAAGGGAAGAAGAAACAGCUUCGGUCGAUGAUUACAGUCGAUAAUGGAAAUACAUGGAAUCCCUUGAAAGCACCGGAGGUUGAUUCGGAUAAUCAGCGUUAUGACUGCGUGGGUACGGAUUGCAGCUUACAUUUGCACAAUUAUCUUGACAGGAAACAUUCCGAAGACAUGUUCAGCUCCCCUUCGAUGCCUGGUAUGGUCAUUGGUGUUGGAAACGUUGGUACUUCAUUGGGAGAGUAUGCUCAAGGCAGCACUUUCUUGACCCGAGAUGGAGGUUUUUCCUGGAGAGAAAUAUUGCAUGGACCACACCAAUAUGACUUUGGAGAUCAAGGAAGCAUCAUUUUGCUGGCCAAUGAUGAUGGACUCCCUACAGACCAUGUGAUCUAUUCCCUUGACCAUGGCAAAACCUUCCAACAGUUUGAGUUUUCAACGGAAAAAGUUAUUAUCCAAGACAUUAUGACCAAACCAGGUGGGAUUGGAAAGUCUUUCCUUUUGUUUGCCGUCCCCCGAGCAGGCGGAGCCAAUACUGCAAAGCAAUUGAUCUACCAGAUUGAUUUUGAGGGCCUAGACUUCCCUACUUGCCGACUGAAUUUGAAGGAUGAAGCAAAUGAUGACUUUGAGCGUUGGAGUCUUGCGGAUCUCCGUGGUGAGGAGUGCAUGUUUGGUCGCAAAGUUGAGUAUUUCCGCAGGAUUGAAGACCGCCAAUGUUUUGUAGGUGAGCUGGCUGUGAAUCCGCGGGAGAUUGUCAGCAAUUGUCAAUGCACAGCUAAAGACUUUGAGUGUGACUUUAACUAUGAACCCGACGAUUCUGGCAAGUGUCAGUUGAUCAAGGACGCAACGCCCGUUGUCCUGAACGAAAAAGAAAUCUGUGCAUCAUUACCAGAAGGCCAAGACUACUACUAUGAGUCCAUUGGAUACCGCAAGAUGGCCUUCUCAAGCUGUGUGGGUGACCAUGAGUUGUUUGGUCGCAAGAAAUACUGCCCUGGAAGGGGUGGUAUCGGAUUCUUUGGGUGGACUGGUAUCCUAUUAGCUUCAGGCGGUGGAGCUUAUGCCAUUCUCUUUUUCUUGAACCGGUAUAAGGGUUAUUUGACAGGAAGACGAGGCUCGCCUAUUCGACUCGGCAAUGAUAUCUAUGACCAGAUCCAUCUUCCUCGGUCAUCCUCUCUUCCGACCAUGAACAUGCCUUCAAUUCGUGUACCCCGGUCACUCUCAAGACUCCAUGUUCCAAGUGCUAUUUAUGAUACGUGGGAUAAGCUCACAGCGACAGUAGGGGCACUGAUGCCAAGACGCCUUCGUGGAUACUUUGGAGGCUUUGGCAGUGGUGGACGUGGCGGAUAUGGGUAUCAGAAUUUGAGCCAGGAACCUGGAGAGGUGAUCAUGGACGACUAUUUUGGUCACUAUAUGGAUGAUGAUGACGAUGAUGCUGCGGAGAAUACAAUGUUGGGAACUGGCGGUGGGGAUGAGCUCCAGGAUGCUCAAGAGCGGUAUCGAGAUAACUCUGACGAGGACGAUAAUGGCGAUGAAGACCUGAACAGUCUGGUGUGAAACAAAUUCGUUUUUAGGGUUGCUCUUCUUACUUGAGCGUUGUCGUAAUGACUGUAAAUACAUCAAAAGAUAAAGAUUCGUGU
This is a messenger RNA of Lobosporangium transversale, 6910 nucleotides long. RefSeq lists its product as hypothetical. The transcript is spliced from 12 exons. Gene Ontology annotation, molecular function: protein binding. Gene Ontology annotation, cellular component: membrane; Golgi apparatus. Gene Ontology annotation, biological process: protein targeting to vacuole; Golgi to endosome transport; Golgi to vacuole transport. NCBI's taxonomy places the organism in Eukaryota, Fungi, Mortierellomycota, Mortierellomycetes, Mortierellales, Mortierellaceae. Bases 183 to 6827 code for a protein of 2214 amino acids. The record is from RefSeq and is a predicted model, not a curated record.